AUGGACAACAAGUUCAAUCCACCGUGUGUCCCUGAUAUCAGCCACAAGUAUCCUGCAAAGCGCCCAUCAACACGCAAGCGUAAAUUUCCGGAUGCAGAGAUGGAUCGCCUCAACACAUUCAAACUUCAUUUCAUCAAUGCAAUGAAAAAUAUGUACGACAGCCUAACACCGCCUGGCGGUGUCUUAACCUCUGAAUAUUUAUUUCACAAUGAUGAGGCAGAAGCGAUUGUGUUCAAUCUACACAACAUCUCCACUAAGGAUGAUAUCCGAUCACUCAUUGGCGGACAGUCCUUCUCAGGCCAGCUGGAUAAAUUGGACAAGCUUGUAGCCGAAUUCAAAUCAAUGCAGGAAGAUAGCAAUACUGAGGGUUGCAGCCAGAAGUUUGCAAAAUUAAAUGGUAGCAAUACUCAAACACCAAUGGAACCCAAUGGUUCAGAGUUGCGCGCUCUAAGCGGACACCUUGAGAAUGAGCCACUUUUGAACGGACAACCUGAGCCUUCUGGACGUGCUCCACACAAGACUAAAAGGGAAAUCGCCGCGGAGAAGAGACAGCAGAAGGCAAAAUAA
Messenger RNA from Puccinia triticina, 567 nucleotides. RefSeq lists its product as uncharacterized. The transcript has a single exon. The coding region runs from base 1 to 567 and encodes 188 amino acids. NCBI's taxonomy places the organism in Eukaryota, Fungi, Basidiomycota, Pucciniomycetes, Pucciniales, Pucciniaceae. The record is from RefSeq and is a predicted model, not a curated record.